AUGAUAGUUUCCCUAGUAGUAAUACUGUAUUUUAAAAGCUCCCUUUCUUUCAAGGUUCCCCAAAAUUUUAUUGUCAAUCCUUCUGAACUUUUCCCAGACUCAAAAAAUUUGUACCAUAAAAUGUCAUCUUUAAACUCAAAGUCAAAGAGCACUUACACUGGUGUUGGAGCUAAGGUGGCAAAAAGGUUCAAGGAGCAGUUUCGCCUAGGAAAUUAUAGUGAAGUUAGAUCAGUAAGAAAGGCGCUAAAGAAAUUCAAGAGAAUUGAGGAGAGAAAAGUAAUUAAGAGCAGAACAAACACCUUGAUGGCUCAGCAAAGAAUAACCUCAGAUGUUGAAUCGGACACCAAAAAAAAAUUGGACAAAAAAAGUUCAAAUCCUUUCCCGACCCAGUUGAAUAAAUCAAAGGAUAAAAACUCCAAAUCUGCUAAAUUAGGACCAAAACCUGUUAGACUGGGUUUGAGUCUUGAUUUGGCUUCUGAGGCAUAUGGAGGAGCUUCUUUGAUGAAGGACUUUGACCCUCAUCACAGAAAAAUUUCAACCCUAAACUUUAUAGGAAGUUACCUCCACACGACAAUGCUUCCCUCUCUAGGGCUACCUGAGAUUUGUCUGGUGGGUAGGAGCAAUGUUGGAAAGUCCUCAUUCAUUAACUCCCUGAUGACAUAUGUCAAGAACAAGUCAAGGAAGUGUGACAUGGCCUUUGUUUCUAAAACUCCCGGGUACACCAAGUCCAUAAACAUCUUCGAGGCUGUUGACUCGAGGGAUCGUGGUGUUUUAUCACUGGUGGACCUCCCUGGGUACGGGUACACUGAGAUUAAAAACGCCGAGACGAGGAAGAACAUGCAGAGCAUUAUGAAGGCUUACUUGAAGCGCAGACAUGAGCUAAAGCUUGUUUUGUUCCUCGUGGACGGGAGUUGUGACCCUCAGGAUGACGACUACGAGGUCCUAAAGUACUUCAGGGAAGUGGGUAUGCCUCACCUCUUCAUCCUCACCAAAAUGGACAAGGUCAACGUACCUCAGACUCCCGCACAGAUAAUGAACUUCAGACAGUUCUUUGACCUAAAAAGUCCUUUACCUAUCCCAUUUUCAAAGCUUGGUGGUGGUGAUCUUGGUAGUAUUUGGAAGGCCAUUUUAGAUGCUUGUACCGAUUCACUUGAUAUUUCAAAGCUUAACAUUACAGACAAAUUUGAGAACGUGGAGCCAGACUACUCGCGUUUCGUCGACUCUCAGGCCAAGAUUUCACUGAAGGACCUCAAAAAGCUGGUUUUCAAGAACUACGACAUGCUCCCUGACAGUGUCAAGACUCUUGAUAUUGAUUCUAUGGACCGAGACGGCCUUCUCGACGUUUUAAAACUUGCGGCCGACCGGUCCUUCGAACUUCACAAAAGGCCCAUAGACCUUGUGCAACUGAAACAUAAUCUAACCAAAUCCAAAUAA
This is a messenger RNA of Theileria annulata, 1434 nucleotides long. Its product is annotated as GTP-binding protein/GTPase, putative. The transcript has 3 exons. The record is from RefSeq and is a predicted model, not a curated record. Gene Ontology annotation, molecular function: GTP binding. NCBI's taxonomy places the organism in Eukaryota, Apicomplexa, Aconoidasida, Piroplasmida, Theileriidae. The coding region runs from base 1 to 1434 and encodes 477 amino acids.